AUGGAAAAGAUCUCCUUUGUACUUUUGGUUGUGGUCCUUAUUGCCUUUGUACAUGUCUCUGAGGCUCAAUCUUCUAAAGAAGGCGAAGAAAAAGUAAUUGAAAAAGACCUGCAUGAAGCAAAGGACUUAAUCGAAGAUGACUUGAAGGAAAAGGAAAAGAACAUCAAGAGCUUGGAAAGCGAGGUGAAUAUGUUAACCAAAUCUGAGAAGAUGUUGAAUGACAUCGGAGAAGCUUACAAAAAUGGUACGAGUCUAGAACCUUACGGGAAAAAGCUCAAGAAAUUUAAUAGGAAGGUUAAGCAGGCACCAAAGGGAAAGAGAUACGGAUCCGUAGUUCAAAACAUUUUGAAGGAUUUGGGAUUAAACGGAGGGAGAAACUGAAACAAUAUUAACUAGGGUUUGAUGGAUGUUUUGAUGCGUUUUAGGAGGUUUCAAAUUGUCUUUACAAAUGAGAUGAGCAAAUAUCUUUCACAUAGUAUGUAUUUAA
This is a messenger RNA of Raphanus sativus (radish), 487 nucleotides long. RefSeq lists its product as uncharacterized. Bases 1 to 381 code for a protein of 126 amino acids. The transcript has a single exon. Lineage: Eukaryota; Viridiplantae; Streptophyta; Magnoliopsida; Brassicales; Brassicaceae. The record is from RefSeq and is a predicted model, not a curated record.